UAUUGGAACAACGUAUUUUUGUAUGUAUAUUGGAGAUCGAACUAGGUCUGCGCCAAGGCACAUCUUUUAUGUCAAACAUUUUCUAAGCGUCUGGGGUUUUUCUUGGUUCUACCUAGAAAGUUCAUUGACAAUUAUCGUUUGGGUCGAACUGUUGUCCCUGACAAUGAUUGCAAUAAUCUGUGGAAGAAAAAUUUGGAAUUUCCAAUGUUGCAACAGGGCAUUAUGCACGAACUUCUCUUGGUGCUUUUCAUGAUACUCCAAAUGAGGAAGUUAAAUUAUAUAGAGCAAGAGACCCAUUAAAAGACCAAACUUACUUUUUGUCUUCUUUGACCCAAGAUCAAAUAAAAAAUAUAAUGUUCCCUAUUGGAUCUCUUUAUAAGAGUGAAGUUAAAGAAAUUGCUGAAACUGCUGGUCUUACGCCUUUUAUCACCAAAACUGAGUAUGGGAAUGUGCUUUAUUGGAAAAAAGAAGAAUUUUGAAGAAUUUCUAAUAAAUUAUAUUAGUCCAAUUGAAGGGAGAUUUUGUGAUAUUGAAACUGGUUCUAUAAUUCCAAAUGUAAUACACAGGGGUAUUCACAACUUUACUUUGGGAAAGAAAGUUAAUUUUAAUUGUAUCGAGGGCAACAAAAGUUCUUUACAAAAUAUUUCUUCGAGUGAUGCUCUUUAUGUAGCUGGCUGUGAUUUUCAAACACAAACUGUUUAUGUGUGUAAAGGAUGUUCGAAUCCAAAAUUAUAUGCAACAAGAAUAUUGGUUUCUAAAAUAAAUAUGAUUUCUGAUAAUUUUCAAAAAUUUCUACAAAAUCAACAUUCAACAGCUAGGGAUCCUUUAAGAAUUCUUAUUCAACGAACACAUUCUCCUAUUUUAUGUAAAGUGAAUUUUUCAUCAGAAAAACAACUACAAUAUUCUGAUUAUUUGGAAAUUGAGCCUCUCUAUCCAUUGAGAGCCCCUGGACCUGGUCAGAUAUGUGUUUUCUAUUUGGGAAAUGAAUGUUUGGGAUGUGCAGAAAUUGAAAGAAUAUUGGAAACACUCAAUUAA
This is a messenger RNA of Meloidogyne enterolobii, 1035 nucleotides long. NCBI's taxonomy places the organism in Eukaryota, Metazoa, Nematoda, Chromadorea, Rhabditida, Meloidogynidae. The record is from the annotation of a GenBank genome assembly.